Molecule: messenger RNA, 2801 nt
Organism: Canis lupus familiaris (dog)
Lineage: Eukaryota; Metazoa; Chordata; Mammalia; Carnivora; Canidae
Product: membrane cofactor protein-like
Exons: 12
Coding region: 66-1136 (356 amino acids)
Biological process (GO): negative regulation of complement activation, classical pathway
Cellular component (GO): cell surface
Source: RefSeq, a predicted model, not a curated record
GGGUGCCAGUCCUCGGGGAGGAGUCCUCCCGGCCGGCUCGUAGGCUCCCGCUGGGCACCUGCAAGAUGAAGGCGUCCCGCGCACCGCGCACCUGCUGUCCCUGCUGCCCGGAGAAGCGCUUUUCUUGGCGCUUGGUCGGGAUCCUUUUGGUGGCCCCAGUGCUCCUGCUUUCUCUAAACUGUGAUGCCUGUGGUGAACCACCAAAAUAUGACUCUAUGACGCUGAAGAGUAUCCUUAAAAACUAUUAUGCAGUUGGGGAGAAAAUAUUUUAUAAGUGUAAUCCAGGGUACUACAUUACGUUUCCUGUCUCGACUUAUUGUGAGAAGAAUCACUCAUGGUUCCCUAUCCCAGAAGGUUGUUCAAAGAAAGAAUGUAAUUAUCCAAGACUCAAAAAUGGUGAAUUCAUUUUCCCAAAUUUCACCUCGGGAUUUAAUGAUCAAGUUCACUUUCAUUGUGAUGAGGGUUAUCACUUAGAAGGAGAAGCAAUUUUGACUUGCAACCUUCAAGGAGAUGAGGUGUAUUGGAGUGAUGAAUUCCCACAAUGUGAAAAGAUUUACUGUCAACCACCUGCAAAAAUAAAAAAUGGAAAACACACCAAUAGCCACAGAACUAUUUUUGAAUAUAAUGAAUUAAUUACUUUUAGUUGUAAUCGUUUAAAAGGAUCAGAUCAAUAUUCCCUUGUUGGAGAAAGAGAACUUACUUGUAUUGAGAAAAACAAGUGGAGUAGUCGCCCUCCUCAGUGUAAAGUGGUCAAAUGUGACUAUCCAGUAAUUGAACAUGGAAGACUGAUAUCAGGAAUCAAAGAAAAAUAUUACUACCAAGCAAUGGUUCUACUUGAAUGCCUCCCAGGCUUCUAUCUUAAUGGCAGCAACAGAGUGUUCUGUGGUGAGAAUAGUACUUGGGAUCCUAAAAUACCAAAAUGUAUUAAAGGUUUCAAGCCUACUCAUCCAACCAAACCUCCAGUUUCAAGAUAUCCAGGUUAUCCUGAGGCCAAUGAAUAUCUAUCAGUUGAAGACUUUGAAGAAUUAGAUGUAGGCAUCCUUGCUGUGAUUGUUCUCACUAUCCUUGUUGGCAUCGUGGUACUUUGCACCUGCCUGUACAGAUGUCUUAAAAGGGAGAAGAAAGGAUUGGACUAGUGGCCGAGAUUAGAUUUAGAACCGUUCACUGUGAAGACUUGGGACGGUUGUAUGCACUGGAAACAGAAGUUUCCAUCUGUCUAUGCAACUCAGGUAAUUAUAAAAAGCUACCAAUUAAUGGAUCUUGCAACCUGAGCCUCUGGUUUAAUUUAAGAUGGCAACGUUGGAGGACCCUAAACUCACCUCCUUCUCACAUGCACGGAAUCUACAGCUACAUACAGAGCAGUUCUCUUGGAAAGAAAUCUGAAAACUAACUGGAUGGACUCCUAUACAUUGGUGGAUAAAACACACAUCAAGGGGCACCUGGCUGGCUUAGUCAAUGGAGCAUCUGACUCUUGACCUUGGGGUCAUGACUUCAAGCCCCACAUGGGACGUGGAGCCUGCUUUAAAAAAAAAAAAAACAAAAAACAAAAUUCACAUCAAAAUGGAUAGGAGAGACUGGGAUAGUAUCUCACCAUAAACUCCUCCCCAAAUGUGGUAACCCACAGUCAGGCAGGAAACUCACAACUCUGAGCGGCUUCCUGGGAAGCAAAAUAUUUGAACCCCACAUCUGGCACCCCAUCCUUUAAGACCUGCACCUGGAGAGAUGGGUCUGCAAAACAUCUAGCUUUGAAAGCCAAUGGGGUUUAUGUCUAGCAGGCUAUAUAUAGCAAACUGAGAAACAGUUCUUGUAGUGCUUCUGUGGAUUGACUUUGGCUAACCCCCCAGGGUACAAUGGAGAGGCAGCUGUCUGAAACGCCUUGUCUUCCAGUGAAAGAGACCUAUUUGCAUGUCUUAAAAACUUUGGCGUGAAGGGCAGGCAUCUAAUGUCAUACACACCUAGCAGGCAACUGAAAUACUCUUCAAAGCCCAUGAAGGCUGGAGGGCCCCAUCUUCCUGUUGUCCCUCUCCCUGGCUCUCAGCUGCUGGUAUCUUUCAGAAGGAAGCUUGUGUCCACAUCCGAGGCUUUGGUGCUUGUGGCUGCCACCCAGAGAAUGCCCCUUGAUUGCCUGGCACUAACAUCCAUGGGGCUUGCAAGACUGUAACAGAGAAGGAGCUAUUAACUGGCUAUACUCUAGGACACGGCACUGAGGCAGCAGCCAGAAGUGCCCCCGCCUCCCCAGUUUUUCUGUGAAAGAGGCCUAUUAGCUUAUCCACACAGCUGAGGCCUGAGGGAUUUAAUUUCUGUUUAAUUGAUGUUUUCUGAAUAUGUUGCCCUUUAGGGAAUGGAAGUUGGAGGUGAAUAUACCACUAACCAGAGUAAAUCCACCUCAGAGGCAGAGCAGAUGCACCAAAUGGUUUCCACAAACCAGUGCAUCAGUUUAGCUUUUGAUCCAAUUAAAAUCUUAAGAUCUAUUGAACUUAUUUUCUAGUUCUAGUACUCUCAUGAGUGCAACCACUAAGCCAUAAUGCUGACAUUUUAAUUUGUUUUAAAUGUAGUCACCAUCCUUUGAUGCUGCUUUGAACUGUGCAUGAAUUUUGGUAUGAACAUCUGGCCUGUUUUCCCUUAAAUGACACUUGUAGGACAACUUAGCAGAGCAUCCCUAGUAGUAUAUAGGUGGGGAAACAAUUUUUAAAAUACUCUCCAUAUGUGGGAUCCCUGGGUGGCGCAGCGGUUUGGCGCCUGCCUUUGGCCCAGGGCGCGAUCCUGGAGACCCGGGAUCGAAUCCCACGUCGGGCCCCCGG